CCUACUAACCAACCUACCCACCACCCCUCUCACUCCUCAUCCCAACCACAUCUCAUCGCUCCCUCCCCACCAACCGCGCCACCCAUGGCCGCCGCUCCCGUCUCCGACGCCCCCGCCGCCGCCGCUCACCGCCACGACGACCCUACCCUCCCCCCAUUCGCCUCCUUCUCGCUCUCCCUCUCCCUCCGCACGCCGGCCUCCCCCUCCCCGGCCGCGCUCGCCUCCGUCCCCUCCACCCUCCACCUCCCCACCCAAAUCUCCACCCUCGCCGUCUGCCUCCACCCCUCCGCCUCCGCCUCGGGCUCCCCUUCGUCCCGCCGCUCCGGCCGCCUCAACGCCGCGGCGUCGUCGCUCCUCUCCCCGUUCCCGUCCUCCACGCCGGGCCUCUCCCGCUCCUUCCCCUCCGGGGCGCCCGCCGCCGCCGGGCGCCGCCGCACGCUCGUGUGGUUCCGCGCCGACCUCCGCCUCCACGACCACGAGCCCCUCCACGCCGCGGUCGGGGCGUCGUCCUCGCUGCUCCCGGUCUUCGUCUUCGACCCGCGCGACUUCGGCAAGUCCCCCUCCGGCUUCGACCGCACAGGCCCCUACCGCGCCAACUUCCUGCUGGACUCCGUCGCCGACCUUCGCCGGAGCCUCCGCGCGCGCGGCGGCGACCUGGUGGUGCGGGUGGGAAGGCCCGAGGUGGUGAUUCCUGAGCUCGCGCGGGCAGCGGGAGUUGAGGCCGUGUUUGCGCAUGGGGAGGUGUCGCGAGACGAGUGCCGCGCCGAGGAGAGGGUGAGCAAGGCCGUUGAGAAGGAGGGCGUCGAGGUCAAGUACUUCUGGGGCAGCACGCUGUACCACUUGGACGACCUGCCUUUCCGGCUCGAGGACAUGCCGUCCAACUACGGUGGCUUCAAGGAAGCGGUGAAGGGUUUGGAUGUCAGGAAGGUUCUCGACGCGCCAGAGGAGGUCAAGUGUGUUCCUAUGAAGAACGCGCUUGAGCCUGGUGACAUCCCCACACUUGCCGAGCUCGGUCUCACCGCGCCACCGGCUAUGGCACAGGACUCAAAGCCUGCUGUUGGUUCCACUCUCAUUGGUGGUGAGGUUGAAGCUCUGGAGAGGUUAAAGAAAUUUGCUGCAGAAUGUUGUAUGCAGCCAAACAAAGCAGACAAGGACAACACUCGAGAUAGCAUAUAUGGUGCUAAUUUCUCCUGCAAAAUUUCACCAUGGCUUGCUACAGGUUGCCUCUCACCGCGCUUCAUGUAUGAGGAGUUGAAGAAGCAUGCUUCAAGAGCAAUUCCAUCAGGAUCAACACCCAAGAAUGGUGAUGGCACAGGUGAUGCAGGGACAAAUUGGUUAAUGUUCGAAUUGUUAUGGAGAGAUUUCUUCAGGUUCAUCACAAAGAAGUACAGUUCUGCACAGAAGACCUCUGAUGUUGCUCCUGCCACUGGUUGCACCCCUACCCCAGCGCUUGCAUAAACUAGAUAGUGAAUAUGAGAGGCCUCUGCUGUUUCCCCCCCUUCUGUUUUUGCCAGAUUAUGCAGAUAUCCAAUGGUGUGCGUUUUUUCUGCAAUAAAUGUAACUAGCCCUGAGUAAGCUGCUCCUGCAUUUUGGACCGAUUUGAUCUCAGAAGAUCCUUGUAUCUGUCGACAUUCAUCCGAAGACUAUUCAAUGGCACUGUGACCCAUCCAAGUGCUUGAUUCAGUUUCGUUCA
Oryza brachyantha (malo sina) is the source of this 1693-nucleotide messenger RNA. Its product is annotated as blue-light photoreceptor PHR2. Gene Ontology annotation, biological process: photoreactive repair. Bases 85 to 1458 code for a protein of 457 amino acids. Gene Ontology annotation, molecular function: DNA binding; FAD binding. The transcript has 4 exons. The record is from RefSeq and is a predicted model, not a curated record. NCBI's taxonomy places the organism in Eukaryota, Viridiplantae, Streptophyta, Magnoliopsida, Poales, Poaceae.